AUGGCCAUUUCUGAGCAAGACAUCCCUUGGCUCCAGCAAAUCAUUAAUGUUGUAUUGUGCAAUGGUGCCAGUGUCUGGGAGAUAGUCAAUAAGCUUGAAGAUGCCCUCAAGGAAGCAUAUUGUCUGCAAGGCUAUGGAGCCAGUGACCUGGACAUCAUAACAUUGGUUUUUCGACUCAGAGGACAUCAGCUUCUCUUUGCUCUUAAUCAAUGCCUUUGUCUCCUAUCUAUCUGCUGUAAAGACUCAAUGAAAACAUUGACUCCAAAGUUCUCCACACUUCGUGAUGUUAGUCUUAUGGCUGAUGAAAUAGCUCUGGAAGAAAUGGCUGUCCACUUCAGUAAAUACAACAAGAUUGCUGGCAUUUGCUGGAAGCAUUCCCACCUCAUUGACCCUGUUAUUUGCACAUACAAGUCUGCCAUCACAAUUGCACAGAAAAUUCACAAUGGCAAAGUCCACCUUGGGAAGGAGCUUACAGUUAUUGGAGCCGUGUGCUUUGGGGAGGAUGAACUUUACCCCAUUUUAGCAGCACCCACUUGUAAGACUGAAGAUGCGGCUGAUAUGGAGGGUGUAUUGGUUGCAACUGGAGCAGCUGCAUCUGUUGGACCAGUGAGGUCCUUUGCAACUGAUGGUGAUGCUACAUGCCAUGCUGCAGGACACAAAAUUUUUCUCAAGAAACCAUUAUCACUGGAAUCACAGUUAUAUAGCAUACUUAGCAACAUGCCUGGUCUGAACACCAUGACAGGUGAUGCUGAGGUGAUGCUUGAUUUCGACUUCAAGCAUAUUUUUAAAUGCUUUUGCAUGCUCAUUCACUCACCUGCAGGCAUCGUCUUAAAUAACACACAACUUUCCACACAAUUUAGAUUCCUCAUCUUCAAUGCUAUGAUGCUUUCAAGGUACCUUAUUUGGUUGCCCAUGUAUGAUGAAGCCAGUGUUAUGAAACUCCUGCACCCCGAUGAUCCACAAGACGUCCCCUGGGUCAUUGAGUUGAUGCAGGCUAUAGUUGAGUUCUCUAAGUUUCAGCACUCCCUCCUUAAUAACUCAUUUUCAACUGACAUCAACACACACACAUACAGACUUAGUUUCAAUCACUCUCCUCAGCAAUUUGAUUGA
Suillus bovinus is the source of this 1110-nucleotide messenger RNA. RefSeq lists its product as uncharacterized. Bases 1 to 1110 code for a protein of 369 amino acids. The record is from RefSeq and is a predicted model, not a curated record. The transcript is spliced from 5 exons. NCBI's taxonomy places the organism in Eukaryota, Fungi, Basidiomycota, Agaricomycetes, Boletales, Suillaceae.